UCGAUCCUCGGUAGCUAUCUGGGGCACGGGGCCAGCACGUCUGGCCAGCUCGAAGUGCCACGACUUCACAGCAGACCACGGAUUCUCCAGCGGAGUGAGGGGGAGGGAGACCAGUGGAAAAAAGGCAACUUUAGCUGCAUAGCUGGACAAAAUUUGUGCAGGAGUCACUUCAGCUACAACGCAGAGCUUUUCAGCCCUCCAUCCGUUCCCGUUGAAACCAGCAGACGCAGCUACAUCACCGGCGAGAGCCUUUAAAAAAGAACAAUGGACAUCUACGACCCCCAGACCCUAGGUGUUAUGGUGUUUGGUGGAUUCAUGGUAAUCUCGGCUGUCGGGAUCGCUCUUGUCUCCACCUUUUCCAUGAAGGAGACCUCUUAUGAGGAGGCAUUGGAGAAGCAGCGAAAAGAGUUAGGUAAGGUACAGUCUGGUCGCUCUGAGAAAAAGAAAAAGGACAAAAUAUCUGAGAAAAAAAACCGUGGAAAGAAGAAGGACGAAAAGCCCAAUGGAAAGAUCCCUGAGCCGGAAAAAAAUGACGAUGCUUCAGAUUCUGAUGUGGUCAUUGAAUCUGUACUUGCCCCAACUGUGACUGCUGCUGCUUCUCCUGUUCCUGCCCCUGAGGUUAAACUAGUUGCUACCCUCAAGGCAGAAGACCCUCAACCCAAGCUGGCUGCUGAAACCAUCCCUGUGGAACCAUCACCUGCACCAUCUCCAAAAGACAAGAAAAAGAAAAAGAUUACUAAGGUAGAACCAGCCUCAACUAAACCAGCAGUAGCUGUGUCUACCCCAGAAGUAGUUAAGUCAUCUGCUGCCCCUACAUCAAUUCCAGCCCCAGUUCUUGCUUCACCAAAAGCAAAAGCGCCAUCUACCGAUGCUCCGGCCAAAGCAGCUCCUGCUCCGUCAAAAUCUGCUCCAACAGCAGCCAAGUCUACACCUGCUCCAGCAGCCAAGUCUGCUCCUGCUCCAGCAGCAGCCAAGUCUGCUCCUGCUCCAGCAGCCAAGUCUGCUCCUGCUCCAGCAGCCAAGUCUGCUCCUGCUCCAGCAGCAGCCCAGUCUGCUCCUGCUCCAGCAGCAGCCCAGUCUGCUCCUGCUCCAGCAGCCAAGUCUGCUCCUGCUCCAGCAGCAGCCAAGUCUGCUCCUGCUCCAGCAGCAGCCCAGUCUGCUCCUGCUCCAGCAGCAGCCCAGUCUGCUCCUGCUCCAGCAGCCAAGUCUGCUCCUGCUCCAGCAGCAGCCCAGUCUGCUCCUGCUCCAGCAGCAGCCAAGUCUGCUCCAGCUAAAUCUGCUCCAGCUCCAGCCAAGGCUGCCCCAGUGCAAGCAAAGACUGCUCCAGCGCAAGCGAAGGCUGCUCCGGUUCCAGCGCCAGCUAAGUCUGCUUCAGCCCCAGCUAAGUCAGCCCAAGCACCUGCAAAGGCGACAGCUGCGCCAGCCAAAUCUGCCCCUGCCAAGUCUGCUCCUGUUGCUCCUACUGCAGCAGGCAAGUCUGUCUCUGUCCCAGCCAAAUCUGCAGCUACAUCUGGAAAGGCUGCAGCUGCCUCAGGAGCCCCAAAACAACAACAGCAGCAACAACAACAGCAGCAGCAGCCCAAAUCUGCACAGACUCCAGCCAAGACAGCCCCGGUUCUGGAGGUCAUCACUAAAGAUGUCCCAGUGAUGGCAGUGCCUCCAGUGGGAUUGCAGCAAGCUCCUGCUCCAGCAAAAGUCCAAGAGCCUAAAAAAAAGUCCUCAAAGAAGAAGAGUGAGCCUGCGACAGCAGUGGAUUCUACAGAAGCGCCCCUGUAUCUGCCCUACAAGACUCUGGUGUCCACCGUCAGAAGCAUGGUGUUCAGUGAGGGAGAAGCUCAACGUCUUAUUGAGAUACUGUCUGAGAAAGCUGGCAUCAUCCAGGACACCUGGCACAUGGCCACUCAGAAGGGUGACCCAGUGGCUGUCCUCAAGAAGCAGUUAGAAGAGAAGGAGAAAAAACUGGCCACAGAACAGGAAGACGCCUCUGCAGCAAAGGCACGCCUGAGGGAGCUCACCAAGGAGCUCUCAUCUGAGAAGUCAAAGGUGACCAGUGUGGAGACCAGGCUGAGCUCACAGCUGAGUAAGAGGGAGCAAGAAAUGAUGGCACUGCAAGCUCGAAUGCAGGCCAGUUAUCAGGACCAUGUGGCUCAGACACAGAGGCUCAAUGCAAAGAUCCUCAGCCUGCAGGAUCAGCUGGAGAAGGGCCCCACUGCCCAACUGGCCCGUCUGCAGCAGGAGAACUCCAUCCUCCGUGAUGCCCUCAACCAGGCCACAAGUCUGGCUGAGAGCAAACAAAAUACAGAGCUGGCCAAGCUGCGACAAGAAUGUGCCAAGCUGACAAAGGAGGUUGAGGAGAAGACAGAAAGUCUCCACGCAGAUGAGCAUGUUAGGAAAGGGCUGGAGACCAAGCUCUCUGCUGCUGAGAAGCAGCUCUCCCUGCUGCAGGCCGGUCAUGCUGAGAGUGAGCAGACUCUUCAGAAGAGAUUGGAGGAGGUGAGUGAAGAGCUGAGAACAACACAAAGAAGAACCAGCGGCCUGCAGGCCACUCUGGACAAGGCCCAACAAGACAACAGCUCACUGUCAGAAUUUCAAGUGCAUGCCGAAAAGCUGGAAGCCGACAUCAGGGAGCGCUCUGCUCAGGUAGAUGCCCUUACUGCCCAGCUGGCAGAGGCACAGGCAGAGAAAAGUCAGCUCACCCAGCAGGUGACCUCCAUCAACACACUGCUGGAGGCUAGUCAAAACAAAAAAGUGGAAGAGGACAAUCAGGUAAAUGCUGCAGAACUGGAACAGCUUAAACUCAGGCUCCAGGAGAGGGACGGCCAGUUGCAAACGCUUCAAGAGGAACUGAAGCAAGUGCAAAUAAAGCAGGAAUCUGCAGAGAACACUAUAGUUGAGCUGGAGCAAAGGAACAAGAGGGAGGAUGCCAGUCUUAUCACAUCACUUCAAGAGGAACUUCAAAACCUUAAAGAAGAGAUGGUACAAGUUAAGAACACCGCACAACCAGAUGCCUCUGAAAAGCUUGCUCAGCUACAAACCAGUUUAACUGAAAAGGACAGUUUUAUCACAUCCCUGCAAGAGCUGCUGACAGAAGUGAGAGAAAAGAUGAGCACAGAGGCACAGAGCACAGUGGAACAGCUGACAACUUUCCAGAAUCAAACCAAAGAAAGUCUCCAGUUGCUUUUCCCACACAUUCCUGUAGAGACAGAGCAGACCAACUGGUUACAAGUAUUUACACAGAAAGCCCAGGAGGCUCUAACCUCACAAAACCAGGAGUCCAGUCCAGAGUUGUCUGAGAAACUGAAAGAGGCGCAGGAGAGUCGCGGGUCCCUGCAGGCCGAAUGUGAACAGUACCGGACAGUUUUGGCUGAAACAGAAGGAAUGUUGAAACAUCUACAGAAGAGUGUAGAAGAAGAAGAGCUAGUUUGGAAGUCCAAGAUGGCUACCUCAGAGGAACAGCUGAGGGUGGCUUUGGAAAAAAUCACCAAGAUGGAGGAAGAAAAUCAAAGCGUAUCACAAUUAAAGGAGCAGAUGAUGCUUCUAGAAGCUCAGCUGGAGAAGGAGGCAGACAACCAUGGAGCCACAGAGGAGAUGGAGCAGCUGAAGCUGCAGCUGUCAGAGUGUCAGAGCCAGUUGGAUUUGGCCCAGAAGGAAUCACAGGCACAGAAGGAGGAGCUGGUUCAGGUCAGGGAGCAGCUGGGCGAGAUCAGAAUGGGGGCUCAGCGUGAACAGAACGGCCCAACUGAGGCUCAACCCAGUCAGGUCCAGGAUGAGUUGACUCAGACAGCAGAGAAGCUGCACGGAGAGGUGACUCAGAGGCAGCAGCUGUCAGAGGAGCUCCAACAGGCCCAGAAAACAAUUGCAGAAUUCCAGGCUCAGCUGGAUCUUCUGAAAGUUUCUGCUGAGUCACCAUCAGCUGAAACAGAAGACAUUACUCAGCUCAAGGAGCGUUUGGAGAAGGAGAAGAAAUUAUCUAAAGACUUGGGCCAAGCAGCCACCAAACUCCAGCAGCUCCUCAAAGCCACACAAGAGCAACUGACCAAAGAGAGGGAGACGGUGAGAACACUACAGGAGCAUCUGGACGGCAAGGGAGAUUACGUAGAACUGAAGGAAGGAACAUCCGUCUGACAGAAGUAUGAAGACACUACACAAAUAUGCCAAAUAUGCCUUAUAAUUACUAUAGUUAUGCAUUCCAAAAAGAAAAUUAUUUUACUGUAGUCGAUUGCAUUUGUUGCAACUGUAGGAAAAAUGUUUGAUAAUAUGAGCAUUGGAAGUGAGGACUGGAUAUGGGGGUCUAGAUCCGGUCUUCCACCAAAACACAUUCCACCAAACAUUCUGGCUAUGUCAGAAGUUAUUUAUCCCCCUGCCUUAUUUUCCAAACAUUUAUCCAUAGUUCAGUGUUAAAAAGGGAAACCGAUUGUACGUCAAACGUGCAAGAAACCUGUGCAAUGACUUUGUAUGUCUUUUCUAUGUGGUUGAAUGAUGGGAGCGUUUAUGGUUCAGUUGUGCAGUACCAUCAGGGCCUGCACUCUGUCACUGGUUGCCAACAACACAUUGAAAAUUUGGAUUUGUAUGAAUGAAUAAACUGCAGUGUCAUGCUGUC
Messenger RNA from Cynoglossus semilaevis (tongue sole), 4600 nucleotides. RefSeq names its product ribosome binding protein 1a (gene rrbp1a). Gene Ontology annotation, biological process: protein transport. Bases 265 to 4125 code for a protein of 1286 amino acids. Gene Ontology annotation, cellular component: endoplasmic reticulum membrane. The record is from RefSeq and is a predicted model, not a curated record. NCBI's taxonomy places the organism in Eukaryota, Metazoa, Chordata, Actinopteri, Pleuronectiformes, Cynoglossidae. The transcript has 27 exons.